Cajanus cajan (pigeon pea) is the source of this 749-nucleotide messenger RNA. RefSeq lists its product as uncharacterized. The record is from RefSeq and is a predicted model, not a curated record. Lineage: Eukaryota; Viridiplantae; Streptophyta; Magnoliopsida; Fabales; Fabaceae.
AACUUUUUUGCUUUGAUGAUGGGUGUGGAAGCCACAACUCCAAUGGUGUCACCCUUUAAUACUCAGAGACCUGAGCAUUGGGAGCAUUUUGAUGACUCAGUAAAUGCAGUGUCUUUUGGGUUUGUUGCCACUGCCAUCCUCAUUUCUAUGUUUCUUCUUUUGGCUAUCUUUGAGAGGUUUCUUAGGCAAAGAUCAAGUGAAGCCAAUGUUGCAACUCCAAUAGAUCUUGAACACCAAAUCGACUUUGGAGGAAAGUUGGAAAAUCUAUCACCUAAGAUGACCAUUUAUAGAAGAGGUGUAUUAGUGCUGAUGCCAGGAGAGAAGAUUCCUACAUUCAUUGCACUUCCAGCUCCUACACCAUGUGGUCGCGAACCCAUUUCAUGGCCAAUUCAACGUAGUUCAGGCUCCCCUGAACCUUUAGCAUCAAUGAGAGACUAUAAUCUAACCAGUAACUAGAAAUAUGAUGGUUCAUCCCUUUUGAUAUGUGGCAACAAUUAAGGUCAUAUCAUUUAGCAGUGUGCAAAAUUAAAGCCUCUGGUAUGAGAUUAUCAUUCAUGGGCAUCACUUGGAUCAUAAAAAUAGCAGAAUGCAUCUCUUUCCCACACAAUUGAAACCCCUUUUACCCCCAAUUACUUGUGUGGAUCUGCUACUUAAAGUCAUGUAAAAGUUUUGUACAUAUUAUGAAGCACAAUUGCAUUGUAAUUUUCAGUGGAAGCGUGAAAUUUCUCAAGUUCCAUUUUUCAAGGAAG